GUGGUGCAUGAUGAUUCAUUUGUCAACUGUGGCUGCUGGGAUUGGAUCCGAGGUCUAGGACUCCACGGCCACAACGUGAAAUUCUUCCAGCAAAACUUAAGCCGCACUUUAAUAAUUUCUUGUCGAUGGCAACAUUUAUGUUCAGGCACAUGACAUCUUAUCCUUUCAUCACAAUUAAUAACAAGAGAACUUAUUGCAACUGUCCCAGUAAACUCAUCUAGAUCUAGUUAAACCACCUAUCAAUCAGAUCAAGAACACAAUACCAAGAAGAUAUGGGAGAAGAAGAAUCGUCAUCAGUGAAGUUAAUUGGUGCUUGGCCUAGUGCUUACAGCUACAGAGUCAUUUGGGCAUUAGAAUUAAAAGGUAUAAAGUAUGAAUACAUUAAUGAAAAUCUCAUGAACAAAAGUGAAGUGCUAUUGAGAUACAACCCGAUUCAUAAAAAGGUACCAGUUCUUGUUCAUGGAGGAAAAUCCAUUUUAGAUUCCAUGAUUAUCCUUGAAUACAUCGACAAAACAUGGCCGGAGAAGUACUCAUUACUACCUAAAGAUGCUUAUGAAAAAUCUGUCGCUCGGUUUUGGAUUAAGUUCAUGGAAGAAAAGGCUACAUCAAGCCUUGCAAAUUUUUUUAUGAGAUCCGGAGAAGAACAUGAGAAGGCAGUAAAAGAACUUGUGGAAAUUAUAGAAACCGCAGAAGAACAUAGUGGAAUUGGAGAUAAUGGAAAGAAGUUUUUUGGUGGUGAUAAUAUAAAUGCAGUUGAUUUGGCAUUUUCAUCUUUGGCUCAUUGGUUGGGAGCUGUUGAAGAAGUAGUGGGAGUUAAAGUUCUUGAAGCAAAUAAGUUUCCUAAGUUUCAUGGAUGGACUGAGAGAUUUAAACAAGUUCCGGUGAUCAAAGAUAAUCUCCCGGACUAUAACGAAUUGGUGAGUUUUUUCAAAGGUGUAAAAGAGCAGCUGACUGACACCACCACCUAAAUGAGUAGUUAUCUUUCUCAAAUAUCAGUAUUUUGGGCUUUAUUUUUAUUUGCUCUUUUUUUUGAAUGAUUUUUCUGGGACCAUGAUUUUUUUGGGACCAUGGUUUUAUUUUGGGUAAAGACAUUAGAAUUAAUUCUAAUUAUUUGUUUAAUACUUAA
Molecule: messenger RNA, 1126 nt
Organism: Papaver somniferum (opium poppy)
Lineage: Eukaryota; Viridiplantae; Streptophyta; Magnoliopsida; Ranunculales; Papaveraceae
Product: probable glutathione S-transferase
Exons: 2
Coding region: 273-968 (231 amino acids)
Biological process (GO): glutathione metabolic process
Cellular component (GO): cytoplasm
Molecular function (GO): glutathione transferase activity
Source: RefSeq, a predicted model, not a curated record